Messenger RNA from Pongo pygmaeus (Bornean orangutan), 1128 nucleotides. Its product is annotated as nucleoside diphosphate kinase A. NCBI's taxonomy places the organism in Eukaryota, Metazoa, Chordata, Mammalia, Primates, Hominidae. Gene Ontology annotation, biological process: UTP biosynthetic process; GTP biosynthetic process; CTP biosynthetic process. Gene Ontology annotation, molecular function: nucleoside diphosphate kinase activity. The coding region runs from base 141 to 941 and encodes 266 amino acids. The record is from RefSeq and is a predicted model, not a curated record. The transcript has 6 exons.
CCGCCGCUUCCCAACGUGCUGGGAUUACAGGCGUGAGCCACCGCGCUCGGCCAAAAGUUUUAAAUUUCAGCUAGAAUAGGUGAAUAAACACAAAGCGGGAGCGAAAAGUCUACUUGUAGGUCAGGCGCUUUUUGGACUUCAUGCAACGUGUGAGCGCCACCUCUCGGGAAGCCAAUCUGCUCGCGAACGAAGGAAGUGAGUCAGAGAACCCGGGGGUGGAGGGAAGAAAGCAAGCAGCUAACCGGAAAAGUCUGAAAAAGCUAGCGCCGGAAGUUAAACUGCAGAAAGUUGUUCCCCAGAAUGACUGCCUACUCCCAAAAGGAAGCGUGGGCGAGCGGUGUUCUGCAAAAUGGGCUCUCCGGCAGCGGAUCUGCGCAGAAACGUUCCGUGCGUGCAAGUGUUGCGAACCACGUGGGUCCCGGGAGCGUUUCGGUUGCUGGCGGCUGCAGCCGGAAUUCAAACCUGAGCAGCUGGAAGGGACCAUGGCCAACUGUGAGCGUACCUUCAUUGCGAUCAAACCGGAUGGGGUCCAGCGGGGUCUUGUGGGAGAGAUUAUCAAGCGUUUUGAGCAGAAGGGAUUCCACCUUGUUGGUCUGAAAUUCGUGCAAGCUUCUGAAGAUCUUCUCAAGGAACACUACGUUGACCUGAAGGACCGUCCAUUCUUUGCUGGCCUGGUGAAAUACAUGCACUCAGGGCCGGUAGUUGCCAUGGUCUGGGAGGGGCUGAAUGUGGUGAAGACAGGCCGAGUCAUGCUCGGGGAGACCAACCCUGCAGACUCCAAGCCUGGGACCAUCCGUGGAGACUUCUGCAUACAAGUUGGCAGGAACAUUAUACAUGGCAGUGAUUCCGUGGAGAGUGCAGAGAAGGAGAUCGGCCUGUGGUUUCACCCUGAGGAACUGGUAGAUUACACGAGCUGUGCUCAGAACUGGAUCUAUGAAUGACAGGAGGGCAGACCACAGUGCUUUUCACAUCCAUUUCCCCUCCUUCCCAUGGGCAGAGGACCAGGCUGUAGGAAAUCUAGUUAUUUACAGGAACUUCGUCAUAAUUUGGAGGGAAGCUCUUGGAGCUGUGAUGCUCCCUGUACAGUGUUACCAUCCCCUACCAUCUGAUUAAAAUGCUUCCUCCCAA